Papaver somniferum (opium poppy) is the source of this 2252-nucleotide messenger RNA. Its product is annotated as ubiquitin-like-specific protease 1D. The transcript is spliced from 13 exons. The record is from RefSeq and is a predicted model, not a curated record. Gene Ontology annotation, molecular function: cysteine-type peptidase activity. The coding region runs from base 5 to 1807 and encodes 600 amino acids. Gene Ontology annotation, biological process: proteolysis. NCBI's taxonomy places the organism in Eukaryota, Viridiplantae, Streptophyta, Magnoliopsida, Ranunculales, Papaveraceae.
AUGAAUGAGAAAAAACCCAAUUCACAUUCCGCCACACUGGUUGUUUUGCCCUCUUCUCUCUUUCUUUCUUCCCCAAAAUCUCUUCCCGUUUUCGGAGAUUGAAAUGGAAGCAGAGAAGAAGAAACCGUUGGACCUAGAUUACAACAAGCUCUUUUCUAAGAAAGAUAAAGAUGAUGAACUUGUAGUUGUUCCAGCAAUACAAACACCACAACCAUCAUCAUCGUCAACAUGUGCUCAGCAUUUUAAAGAUAUGUGUAGAACAUUUUCUGAGUAUGGACUGACAGAAAAAAUCUCUAGAAUUAAAAAUACUCUCGCAACCGUAGCACAUAGCUUGCCUGACAAAGGUGCUAAGCUGAAGGGGAAUCUUAAAGCCCUUGAAGCAGAACUGGAGAGUAGACAUCACAAAAUCGAAAUCAUCAAGAAGGCUGAUGACACUGUGGAGAUGACGCCAGUCACGCCAUCAUCAUUUGUCAAGGCAUUUUCUAGAAAAAUUGAUGAAGAGUCAGAUUUUGUUGCUCGUGAUAAAGACAAACCAUUUGAAGAGGAACUUAGAUAUUUGGGCAAGGGUAAUCGACAAACUAAACGAAUAAAUAAGGUCGAGGAAAAUGGAGUGGGUUCAAGACAGUUACUUGUUAAAUGCAAUGCCAGUCUCUCACGCGAUAAAGAUGUGGAUAUACCAUCUAACGGGGUUCAAAAGCAAAAGACUAUUACAGCUGUGAAGUUCUAUUCUUCUCAACAAGAUGAAGACGUGUCUGAUGGUUUUGCAAAGAGGAGGAGGACUUCUGAACAGCAACCCUCUCCUAGGCCCAGAAGGAUCAAGGUACAGAACGUGGUUGAUCUGGACGAUGAUGAUGAUUGUCAGCCUAUACAGACAGUACAGCAGCAAGACCAAUGUCUUGGACGGAGAAAGGAUUCUAAAAUUUAUUAUCCGUCAAGGUUGGAACCUGCGUCUGUUGAGAUUUGUUACUCAGACAUUGAUUGCCUUGCUCCUGAAGCCUUUUUAUCGUCAACUAUUAUGAACUUUUACAUUCGAUAUCUGCAACGACCGGUGUCAGCAACUGGUAAAUCAAGAGCUGAUUACCAUUUUUUCAAUACCUAUUUUUACGAGAAGCUCAAGGAAGCUGUUGCACCCAAGGGCGAAACACGUGCAACUUUUGCCAAGCUCAGGAGGUGGUGGAAAGGUGUUAAUAUUUUUCAGAAAGCAUACAUAUUUGUACCUAUACAUGAAAACUCUCAUUGGAGCUUGGUGAUUAUAUGUAUACCAGACAGAGAAGAUGAAUCAGGACCAGUUGUACUCCAUUUGGAUUCAUUGGGAUGUCACGAUGUUGAUCAAGUAUGUCUGAACAUUAAACGCUUUUUAAUCGAAGAGUGGAAAUAUAUAGAUCAACAGAGCAGUCAAGGAAGUAUUCCUCCAGAUACUUCUAUUGCAGAUAAAAUAUGGAAAAAUUUCUCCCGUAGAGUUGAGGAUCGAAGCAUCAGGGUCCCGCAACAGAAAAAUGAGUAUGAUUGUGGCAUUUUUGUACUUUAUUUCAUGGAGAGGUUCAUUGAAGAGGCCCCUGAUAGGCUCAAGAAGAAGGAUUUGAUUAUGUUUGGCAGGAAAUGGUUCGAACCAGAGGAAGCCUCUGGGUUAAGAAAGAGAAUCCGUAAUUUACUUCUGGAGGAAUUUCAAAAUGCUGAAAUUGAGAGCGAUAGUGGAAAGUCUUCUACUGCAUCUUCAGAUGCCGAUGAUUCUGCAGACUGCACCCUGCAACCUACUGAAGAUGGUGGUGAUUCAUCAGUAUGUGACGUGCAAACUAUUAAUUCUUGAAAGAACUCAGCAUCUGGAGAAAGUUCUGUUGGCAUCACCUCUUGCCAAUCGUCUAACAUAAGUGUAACUAUGUGGAUUUUGUGAAUAUAACGCUCUCUGCAGAGAAUUGGGUGUGAAAGAAAUAAUUGAUCUAGCUUCAAUGAUAUGGGAAGAAAAUGUUGCGGAGUAGUUGAAGGAUGUUUACCUUUCCAAGAAGAGGACUAGUAGAUUCGGGACUUACUAGUGUUUAGUGGAUUUCAAAUUGUUCUGUAUUCAGGUUGCAUUGUGUUCUACGUAACAGUUGCAAACCGGAACAAUUGAAAACAACAAAAUGAUGUCUUUUGGGUUCAAAAAUUGUGAUCUCUGUAUUUUUUGCUGAAUCAGUUUAGGUUCAGGGGCUGAAAUUUUACCCUUGUAUACUUUGUAAAGAACACUUGAACAGAAAUGAAGAGUAUUCUGAACUGAA